This is a messenger RNA of Drosophila subpulchrella, 3504 nucleotides long. RefSeq names its product mucin-1-like. NCBI's taxonomy places the organism in Eukaryota, Metazoa, Arthropoda, Insecta, Diptera, Drosophilidae. The coding region runs from base 1 to 3504 and encodes 1167 amino acids. The transcript has 11 exons. The record is from RefSeq and is a predicted model, not a curated record.
AUGCGGCCGCAAGGGCGGAAGCUCGCUCUCAUUCUCGAAUGGCAGCCAAGGCGAUCAGACCUAGGAGCGGACUUCAACCCGGAGUGGUACAGCGGCACGAGCGUCGGCACGCCGGAUCCAAGGACGCCCACAGAGCGGCCCAGCAGCGCCCAACAAGCGCCCAACAAGCGCCCAGUGAGCGGCGUCAGUGCACCACCAGCGGCACCCACCCAGCGCUCCCACCAGGAGCACGCACAGCGCGGACACGUGGUCACCAGCCACACAACGAGCGUCACCAGGAGCACGCAACGAGCGGCCCCGCGCCCUCAGCGGCGUCAUUUGCACCACCAGCAGCACCCACCGAGUGCCUACCGAGUGCCCACCGAGCGCCACCAACAGCGCCCAUCAGCAGCGCCCAGCCGCGCCCUUAACAGCGCCAACCGCGCCGGAUACGUGGUCACCCGCCACGCUACGAGCGCCACCAGGAGCGCCCAACGAUCAGCACCGCCGCUCACCAGCCGCACUCACCAAGCGCCAACGGGAGCGCCAGCCGCAACCACAUCGGUCAGCCAGUGCCGCACGUCAGCAGCACCUGCCGUGCGCCCAGCGCCCAGUCACGCCACUAGGAGCGCUCACCGAGUGAUCCCCAGCAGAGCCAUCGGCAGCGCCACCGCGCGUAUGCCCAGUGUCUCGGGAAAAAAAACGUCAGAGGACGCAGAAUCAAAGCCAGUUCCGGCAGCUGCCGGACUGGAAGAGGACAGGUUUUUCACCGCAUCCGGAGACGAACUACGACCACGAUUGGCAUCCUUCAUCGGCGGAGGAGACCACAGCCCGGCUCUACGAGAGCGCUUUGCCGCACUGGAGGCAAUAUACCCGGAAGCACCCACCCAGAGGACGUCCACCAGUCGGGCCACCUCACCGAUGCCCGGAAUUGAGGAUCACACGCUUCCCGUGCCCUGCUCAGGGAACCUACGGAAAAGCCCUGGACGGGAGAUACCGGCUGCCAACCCAGCCGCCCAUCUUCCGCACAGCCCUAUAUCCGCGGCAGUGUUCGCCGAGAAACUGCGAGGAUGGGGCAAAAGGCGACCAGACCUAGGAGCGGACUUCAACCCGGAGUGGUACAGCGGCACGAGCGUCGGCACGCCGGAUCCAAGGACGCCCACAGAGCGGCCCAGCAGCGCCCAACAAGCGCCCAACAAGCGCCCAGUGAGCGGCGUCAGUGCACCACCAGCGGCACCCACCCAGCGCUCCCACCAGGAGCACGCACAGCGCGGACACGUGGUCACCAGCCACACAACGAGCGUCACCAGGAGCACGCAACGAGCGGCCCCGCGCCCUCAGCGGCGUCAUUUGCACCACCAGCAGCACCCACCGAGUGCCUACCGAGUGCCCACCGAGCGCCACCAACAGCGCCCAUCAGCAGCGCCCAGCCGCGCCCUUAACAGCGCCAACCGCGCCGGAUACGUGGUCACCCGCCACGCUACGAGCGCCACCAGGAGCGCCCAACGAUCAGCACCGCCGCUCACCAGCCGCACUCACCAAGCGCCAACGGGAGCGCCAGCCGCAACCACAUCGGUCAGCCAGUGCCGCACGUCAGCAGCACCUGCCGUGCGCCCAGCGCCCAGUCACGCCACUAGGAGCGCUCACCGAGUGAUCCCCAGCAGAGCCAUCGGCAGCGCCACCGCGCACGAACUACGACCACGAUUGGCAUCCUUCAUCGGCGGAGGAGACCACAGCCCGGCUCUACGAGAGCGCUUUGCCGCACUGGAGGCAAUAUACCCGGAAGCACCCACCCAGAGGACGUCCACCAGUCGGGCCACCUCACCGAUGCCCGGAAUUGAGGAUCACACGCUUCCCGUGCCCUGCUCAGGGAACCUACGGAAAAGCCCUGGACGGGAGAUACCGGCUGCCAACCCAGCCGCCCAUCUUCCGCACAGCCCUAUAUCCGCGGCAGUGUUCGCCGAGAAACUGCGAGGAUGGGGCAAAAGGCGACCAGACCUAGGAGCGGACUUCAACCCGGAGUGGUACAGCGGCACGAGCGUCGGCACGCCGGAUCCAAGGACGCCCACAGAGCGGCCCAGCAGCGCCCAACAAGCGCCCAACAAGCGCCCAGUGAGCGGCGUCAGUGCACCACCAGCGGCACCCACCCAGCGCUCCCACCAGGAGCACGCACAGCGCGGACACGUGGUCACCAGCCACACAACGAGCGUCACCAGGAGCACGCAACGAGCGGCCCCGCGCCCUCAGCGGCGUCAUUUGCACCACCAGCAGCACCCACCGAGUGCCUACCGAGUGCCCACCGAGCGCCACCAACAGCGCCCAUCAGCAGCGCCCAGCCGCGCCCUUAACAGCGCCAACCGCGCCGGAUACGUGGUCACCCGCCACGCUACGAGCGCCACCAGGAGCGCCCAACGAUCAGCACCGCCGCUCACCAGCCGCACUCACCAAGCGCCAACGGGAGCGCCAGCCGCAACCACAUCGGUCAGCCAGUGCCGCACGUCAGCAGCACCUGCCGUGCGCCCAGCGCCCAGUCACGCCACUAGGAGCGCUCACCGAGUGAUCCCCAGCAGAGCCAUCGGCAGCGCCACCGCGCGUAUGCCCAGUGUCUCGGGAAAAAAAACGUCAGAGGACGCAGAAUCAAAGCCAGUUCCGGCAGCUGCCGGACUGGAAGAGGACAGGUUUUUCACCGCAUCCGGAGACGAACUACGACCACGAUUGGCAUCCUUCAUCGGCGGAGGAGACCACAGCCCGGCUCUACGAGAGCGCUUUGCCGCACUGGAGGCAAUAUACCCGGAAGCACCCACCCAGAGGACGUCCACCAGUCGGGCCACCUCACCGAUGCCCGGAAUUGAGGAUCACACGCUUCCCGUGCCCUGCUCAGGGAACCUACGGAAAAGCCCUGGACGGGAGAUACCGGCUGCCAACCCAGCCGCCCAUCUUCCGCACAGCCCUAUAUCCGCGGCAGUGUUCGCCGAGAAACUGCGAGGAUGGGGCAUUGAUAUAGAUAUAGAGUUGGCGUACAACCGCGGCUCGUCUCGGAAAUCCGCCGUCCUUCGGUCCUCGAUGCGCCACGGCGAUCACUCCUGCUUGUCGACUGGUACUCCGGUUCCUGGCUCAGGCUACUGUCGAUCCCCGGAGAGUCAUUCACCGGCGAUCGAUGUCGCUGCCUGGGCAGCAAUUCCGGCGGCCUUCGGUAGCAUCCUUCUGUCUCCUGCCGCUGAUGAAUUUCAGCUGGGCCACUUGCACAGCCUUCUGGACGAAGUUCAGCUUUUGAUGACUCUUCGGCUCCGUACCCAGAAGUUGCUCCUGCGCCUGAUCGCCUUGAAAUCAAGGACCCUGGGCGACCGAUGGUGUAACAGAUCCGCCGGUUUAUCCCUAAUCCGAUCCACCGUUCUGGGUAAACCCCCAGCCAGCGAUAUCCGCGGCAACUCAGCAGCACCCUCUACGUCCGUGGACCAGAUAUCGUCCUUUUCGUCGCCAGGAGGACCCAUCGACCUUUGCUGGUGGCCGUCCCUGACGUCCUAA